Molecule: messenger RNA, 2624 nt
Organism: Triticum dicoccoides
Lineage: Eukaryota; Viridiplantae; Streptophyta; Magnoliopsida; Poales; Poaceae
Exons: 5
Coding region: 344-2215 (623 amino acids)
Cellular component (GO): cytoplasm
Molecular function (GO): protein binding
Source: RefSeq, a predicted model, not a curated record
GCUCGAUCCCCACACUCCUCGCCCGCUCGCUCGCUCGACACCGGCCGGGGCUGACAGCGAGAUCGCCGCCGCAAACGGCCACCGGUUCUAGGUUCCCUGACUGAUCCUUGCUGAUCUCGCCGGCUCGGUUCCUGCCAGCGCCCUUCACUCUGGACUUCUCCCCGGCGGUGCCGCGCGGCGCGAUCACCGGCGUGCCGGCGUGGGUGGAUGCGGGCGCCCUUCCUGCCCCGGCGCUCCUCCUCUUCAAGGGAUCUCCGAUAGACAACGGCUGAUUGAGCACCUGCACCUUCAUCAGAAACAAGUAAUUCAAGAAGAAUUGGGGCGUGAAGAGUCUUGAUCCGAGAUGGCCAAGAUCGGCUGCUUCUGUGCUCUGCUCGGUGGCAAGGGCAAGAAAUUCAAGGACGUGAAGAAGGUUCCGCACGCCAAAAGGGCCAACGGAAGCGACUGGCAGAAGGUGAAGCCGGUGGAGUCCAUGGACGGCACGGUCGCCGCCUCCGUCGACAACAGCGCCCCUGCACCAGCAUGCCGCGACACAAAAGUUGUCGCAGUGACAGCCGCCGAGCUGCCAUGCCAAGGCCGUGACGACGACAAGGCCUCCCCAGCGAGGGACGUCGGCCUCGUCGGAGGCGCAGCCACGGACUCGUCCGGCUACAACAGCGACAAGGAUGCUGCCGGCACCGGCACACCGGACGUCGUGAGCGAGCUGCCGUUGCCGGCGACUCCAGCGAGGCUGGAGCGCUCGUGCUCCAACAUCGAGACGGCGAGGCCUGGCUGGAAGGCGUUCGACCUGCUGCUGCCGCCGGCCAAGUCGCGCUCCCACGGCGACCUCGCGACCUUGCCCGCCGGCGCCGGUAGCUUGUUCGCCAGCCCCAACGGCGGGCCGGGCGGCUCCAGCCCGGCGCCGUCCGUGAGGUCGACGUGCAGCGCGGACCGCGUGAUGCUCAAGAGGAGGUCGUCCAGCCAGGUGCUCCCGUCCCGGAGCCGGAAGCUGUGGUGGCGGCUGUUCAUGUGGAGCCACCGGAACCUGCACCGGCCGGGCGCCGCCACAUCGAGCACCUUGCCACCCGCGGACACACACCACCAAAUGUUCCACUCCCAUCGCCAGCAGCACGACGGGUACACGUCCGACACCUUCGGCACCGCGGCGGACGGCAACUGCAAGAACAAGGAGAUCGCCGCGGUGGAGGAAGAGCCGACGUGCCCGAACCAGUGGGUGGCGUUCUCGGCGGAGGUCUCGUCGUCGCUGGACCGCGUCAGCGCGUGGGUGAGCAGCCUCGGGGACAGCUCGCUGCUGAUCCACGCCGAGGAGCAGGAGGAGGAGGACGACGAGGAAGAGGAGUGGAACGGCAUCACCGAGACCGAGAUCGGCGAGCCGUCGGGUACGACGACGAAGGGCCACGCGCAGGCGCAGACGCGGCAGAAGCGGCGCAGCAGGGCGGCGGAGGAGGCGGUGCAGCAGGCGAGCAGCAUCGUGCAGACGCUCAACGCCUUCUCCUCGGUGGCGCACAUCUCCGGCAUGGGGCUCAAGGCCGUGCCCAUGAUCUCGGCCUUCUCCAGCCUCCGGGCGGUGAACCUCUCCGGCAACUUCAUCGCUCACAUCUCGGCCGGGUCGCUGCCCAAGGGGCUGCACUCGCUGGACCUGUCCCGGAACAGCAUCGCCAGCAUCGAGGGCCUCCGGGAGCUGACGCGGCUGCGCGUGCUCAGCCUCAGCUACAACCGGAUCGCGCGCAUCGGCCACGGCCUGUCGAGCUGCACGGCGCUGAGGGAGCUGUACCUGGCGGGGAACAAGAUCAGCGACGUGGAGGGGCUGCACCGGCUGCUCAAGCUGGCGGUGCUGGACCUGAGCUUCAACAGGGUCACCACCGCCAGGGGGCUCGGCCAGCUCGUCGCCAACUACAACUCGCUCCGGGCGCUCAACCUGCUGGGCAACCCCGUGCAGGCCAACGUCGGCGACGACGCGCUCCGCAAGGCCGUCUCCGGCCUCCUGCCGCUGCUCGCCUACCUCAACAAGCAGGCCCUCAGGCCGCAGCGCGCGCGCGAGGCCGCCAAGGACAGCGUCGCCAAGGCCGCGCUCGGGAACAACCUCUGGAGCUCGCGGCGGCGCGCGGGCUCCACGGCGCGCCGCCUCGGCCACAGCCCCGGCUCGUCGUCGGCCAGGAGGGAGGGGAGCGGCGGCCGGAGCAGGUCCCUGAGCGGGGUUCAGGCACGGAGGUGAGACGAUCGGGCAAGGAGCAGCUUCAGAUGCUACAAGAUAGAUGGCCUUGUCACGUUCAUCACCCUGGACUUGGAGGGCGUUGAGUUGAGACUCGAGUCAAGAUAGACUCUGCAAACGUUGUGAGACCGGGAAGGUGUACUGGGAAAACAAGUGUAGUUGUAUUCCUGAUGAGCCCAAAAUGAUUCAGGAAAGAGGAAAUGGCAUGCGGAUGCAGUCAGGAUUCAUGUAAGUCGCGAGAUCGACCUAGUUUGUAAAGUUAAGUAAAACGUUUGUAGAUUGUUUUUUUAGGUCUAAGCAUUGUUGUUUGAAAAUGUGGUCAUUGGCUCCUAGCUACUUCCAUUUCUCCAUUGCCGUUGAGGAGCUCAAUUUUACUCCCUCUGCAAAGAAAUAUAUAAGAGCAUUUAGAUCA